AUUGCUAACUGCCGUCAGCGUUGUUUUCCUUUUCGUAAGAGAGAGGACGUGUUGCACGUGUGGUCGUCAAAAAAUGGAGCAUAAAACGUACAAAAUUUAUGAUAUUGAGAAUACACCCCGUGUUAUUCAGGGGCUGAAAGUGGCCAAAUGUAUGAAAUCAGAUUCAGCCAUUGAAGAUGAAAGAAGGAAAGAGAGUGAGGUUGAUAUUUUGAGCAGGCUGGAAGAUCUUUCCGUAUCAGACACAUUGUUCUGUUCAUUUUGCAAUGUGAAUUUUAACCAUCAAUCUCAUCAGCGUCAACAUUAUAAAUUAGAUUGGCAUCGCUAUAACCUAAAACAAAAUCUUGCAGGUCUGAAAUAUGUCUCAGAGGAUCAGUUUCUAUCACUUGCUGAUGAUGUUUCAAGCAUUUCUGGUUCAGAAUCUGAAAGUGAAGAAUUGGAUGCAAACUCCUCAGAUAUGUCAAAUUCUCUAGGAAGACAAAAAGAGAAUACGGCAGAAAAAGAUGAAAAUGAAUUGAAUCAAAGUGAAAAGCAGAUACCAAACAGUGCAUUGCAAGCCUCUAGGCAUGCUAAAGUGUUUUUUGAAAAUUCAGAUGGAAAUAUUAUAUCUUUUUAUCGUUGUGUUUUACUUGGAAAGAAGGGCUUGCCAGAUAACAUUCACGAUCUGGUGUCAUUGGCAAAUAACUCUCUGAAGAAAACAACCUGGGCUGUUAUUAUGCUUGGCGGUGGACAUUUUGCAGCUGCUAUUUUUGAAGGAGGAAAAGUGACUGUGCACAAAACUUUCCACAGUUACACUGUUCGGGCAAAGCAGGGAGGAUCCCAGAGUGCCAGAGAUGGACGCAGCAGUGGGAGCCACCCUAAGAGUGCUGGCGCUAGUCUGCGGCGCUACAAUGAAGCUUCUUUUGCACAACACGUUCAAGAUAUUAUGACACAGUGGUCAUCCGAACUUGAAGCAUGUGACCUCGUGCUGUACCGAGCUGUUGGCCAUAAUCGAAAUAUUUUGUUUGGAGGUCGUAAUGCAUUGCUGGACAAAACAGAUCCUCGCCUACGUACGAUACCAUUUGCAACGCGCCGGGCAACUUUCAAGGAGUUGUUGAGAGUUCAUGACCUACUUUCCUCAGUUGAAAUGUAUGGUUCUGCAGAGUUUUAUAAAACAUCAUUUCCAACAUCACCUCGCAAGAAAACUGAUAAUGAUGCUAACAAAUCGGUGGCGGACAGUCAUGAUGAUGGUUUAAGUAAAGUUGAAGAGGAGCUUAGUUCUAGCACUGAAAGAGAAAGUAGGAAGAAAACCAGCCCCAAUAAAAAACUUAUAGAUAGGUCAAAACCUCGAAAGUCACCUCAUCGCCCACUUCCACAAAUUGUUACUUUGUUGGGUAAAAGUUCUUCGGAAAGUGAUAUUCAUUCUCUAGAUGGUACAACUAUGGAGAGAGCUGCAACUGAAAUACCAUUUAAUAAUACCUUGGUAGAAUAUGAGGAUACUGUACCUCUGCACGUGAAAAGUAAAGAUUUGAGAAAGAAAGUGAGGAAAAAACAAAAAAUGGAUAAUAUCCCAAAAGGGCCAUGCAGUGAUAUGAUAUUAGGCCUUAGAAAAAAUCUCAAAGCUGCUUGUAAACUGGGUGAUAUAAGUCUUCUGAAAUGCAGUUUGCCACCUAUUGCAGAAAGUUCUCUAGAAUCAACUGAAUCAGGUGCUGAAGCUGUUGAUAGCAAAUUGACUGAACAGCAAAGGUAUUCAGUCACAGCUGAUGAGAUGAACAUGUGUCUUAAUGAAAGUGUUGAUCAGGAUGGAAAUACUCUACUGCACAUUGCAGCAAGCAGGGGCUACUGUGAAAUAAUAAGGAUGCUGUUGUCUGCUGGAUCUGAUCCAUGUCAUAAAAAUAAAAAGUUGCAAACACCAUAUGUCGUAUCUUACAAUAAAGAAACGAAAAAUGUAUUCAGGCAGUUUUAUGCAGAGUUUCCUGAUAAGUACAAUUACAGAAAGUCACAGAUACCAGGUCCAUUAACAGAUGAAACAGAAAAAAAAAUGCUAGAAAAACGUCGAACGCAACGAAAGCUAAAGAGAGAGAGAGAGAAAGUUAAGAAGCAGGAAGAAGAAAAAAUAAAAAAAGAAGAGGCUGAAAAGGAGAGAUUUUUGCGCCUUAGUGACAGAGAAAAGUGUGCGUUGGCAGCAGAGCGCAGAAUGCUGUUGAAUGCAGAGAAGAACGGAGGAGUUCUUCCAACAAUCUCUCGCUGUUUUCAGUGUGCAAAAGAUAUCACUGGCUGUACCCCAUUUGAAUACAACAUGUAUAAAUUCUGUUCCAUUGAGUGCCUUAAACAACAUCGUAUCAGUGCAAAGGUUACUGGUAAAUCUUGACAGUUCAGCAGCAAAAUGCAAUCAUUUAAUCCUUUGCAUUACAGCAUUUGUAGCUGCCAGAAUCCAGAAAAUGUUGUGUUUUAGAAACGUGAUUUUAAAUAUUGUAGCUAUUUUAUGUAUGAGAUAUAAUUGUAGGAAAUCAAAGGAAAAAUCAUCAUUUUCAAAUAGUUAUUUAUUAAAGAAUUUAUUCAAUAUGUACUAAGCAGAAAUGAUACGUAAGCUUUAUACAUGUUUUUAUAUUGUGGUGUAACUGAAAAAGUCCAUUUUAGUGACAGUCAGGAACCAUAAUGAAUUUACAAAAUCAUUGGAGUGGAAUAAAUGGUUUUAAAACAAA
This is a messenger RNA of Schistocerca americana (American grasshopper), 2681 nucleotides long. RefSeq names its product ankyrin repeat and zinc finger domain-containing protein 1-like. The transcript is spliced from 12 exons. The record is from RefSeq and is a predicted model, not a curated record. NCBI's taxonomy places the organism in Eukaryota, Metazoa, Arthropoda, Insecta, Orthoptera, Acrididae. Gene Ontology annotation, molecular function: protein binding. Bases 74 to 2347 code for a protein of 757 amino acids.